This is a messenger RNA of Balaenoptera ricei (Rice's whale), 1590 nucleotides long. RefSeq names its product zinc finger DHHC-type palmitoyltransferase 4 (gene ZDHHC4). The transcript has 7 exons. Gene Ontology annotation, molecular function: protein-cysteine S-palmitoyltransferase activity. Gene Ontology annotation, cellular component: endoplasmic reticulum; Golgi apparatus. The record is from RefSeq and is a predicted model, not a curated record. The coding region runs from base 629 to 1504 and encodes 291 amino acids. NCBI's taxonomy places the organism in Eukaryota, Metazoa, Chordata, Mammalia, Artiodactyla, Balaenopteridae. Gene Ontology annotation, biological process: peptidyl-L-cysteine S-palmitoylation; protein targeting to membrane.
UUGGUGUUGUUACGAUCUGCAUCUGCUCGAAAACCCAUUGCUUGAAAGGCCUGGUCAGAAGAGGAGCACAGUUGCGGCACACAGGAUCUUUGUUGAGGUAUGCGGGAUCUCUUCGUUCCGGUGCUUGGGCUUCUCUCUAGUUGCAGCACUCAGACUUCUCUCUAGUUGUGGUGCGUGGGUUUUCUCUCUCUAGUCGUGGCACACGGGCUCCAGAGCACGUGGGCUCUGUAGUUUGCAGCACGCGGGCUCUCUCGUUGAGGCUCGUGUGCUCAAUAGUUGUGGCACGUGGGCUUCCUUGCCCCGGGGCAUGUGGGAUGUUAGUUCCCCGACCAGGGAUUGAACCCUCAUCCCCUGCAUGAAGGUGGAUUCUUUACCACUGGACCACCAGGGAAGUCCCGAAAGUAAUCUUUUGAUGAUGCUUUAAGAGAAGAUAGCAUUCUCAAGGUUGGCUGUUUUUCUCUAGAGUUGAUGUGAUGUGAGCGGUGUCUGCCUGGAGGGGCCUGAUGGGUGAAACUGGGGGUAGUGUGGGUAGAAAGCUGAACAUCGGGCUACCCACACUCCUCCAGGGAUCAAAGUGAGCAGAAUUGGGAUAUUUUCAUAUAUAAUUCCAGAAUGCCUUCGGAGAGCCAUGCUAAGAUUUCUUCAUUACCUCUUCCAUACACGAAACCACACCUUUGUUAUCCUGCAUCUCAUCUUGCAAGGGAUGGUUUAUACUGAAUACACCUGGGAAAUAUUUGGCCUCUGUCAAGAGCUGGAGUUCUCCUUGAAUUACCUUUUUCUGCCUUAUCUGCUGCUGAUUGUAAAUCUGGUUUUUUUUGCCCUAAGUUGUGAAACAAACCCUGGUACCAUAACAAAAGCAAAUGAAUUACUGUUUCUUCAAGUUUAUGAAUUUGAUGAAGGGAUGUUCCCAAAGAACAUGAGGUGUUCUACUUGUGAUUUAAGGAAACCAGCGCGAUCCAAGCACUGCAGUGUGUGUAACCGGUGUGUGCACCGCUUUGACCAUCACUGUGUGUGGGUGAACAACUGCAUCGGGGCCUGGAACAUCAGGUACUUCCUCUUCUACCUCUUGACGUUGACGGCCUCGGCUGCCACCAUGGCUGUGGUGAGCACCGUGUUUCUGGUCCAGCUGGUGAUGGUGUCGGACUUGUACCUGGAGACUUAUGUCGAUGACUUGGGACACUUGCAGGUGGUUGACACUGUCUUUGUUAUUCAGUACCUGUUCCUGACCUUCCCGAGGAUUGUCUUCCUGUUGGGCUUUGUUGUGGUGCUGAGCUUCCUCCUGGGGAGCUACCUGUGCUUCUGUCUGUACCUGGCCGCUACCAACCAGACCACUAACGAGUGGUACAGAGGUGCCCGAGCCUGGUGCCAGCAUUGCCCCCACGUGGCCUGGACCCCAUCAGCAGAGCCCCAGGUUUACCGGAACAUUCACUCCCGUGGGCUUUGGAGCAACCUUCGCGAGAUCUUUCUACCUGCUGUCGCACAUUAUGAGAGAAAGAAGAAAUAAGAAUGGGAAGAGUGUUACUGCCUUUUAAAUAUAGUAUAUGUUUAUUUAUACAUAUGGAUACUUUUUAAAAAAUUUUUAUUUAUUUA